Sphaerulina musiva SO2202 is the source of this 892-nucleotide messenger RNA. Its product is annotated as aldo-keto reductase. Gene Ontology annotation, cellular component: cytosol. Gene Ontology annotation, molecular function: aldose reductase (NADPH) activity. The record is from RefSeq and is a predicted model, not a curated record. The coding region runs from base 14 to 892 and encodes 292 amino acids. Lineage: Eukaryota; Fungi; Ascomycota; Dothideomycetes; Mycosphaerellales; Mycosphaerellaceae. The transcript has a single exon.
GCAGGAGGUCAACAUGAAGACACUGCCCAGCCUCCUCUACGGCACGGCCUGGAAACAGGAUCGCACACAGCAUCUCGUGAAGCAAGCCCUCCUUCGGGGUUUCCGCGCUAUCGAUACUGCCGCCCAGCCCAAGCACUACCAGGAGCAUCUCGUGGGCGCUGGCAUUCGUGAGGCUCUGCACUAUAGUAAUGGCCGUAUCCGCCGCGAAGACGUCUACAUCCAAACCAAGUACACGUCGGUCCACGGCCAGGAUCUGACGAAGCCGCUUCCGUACGAUCCAGCGGACAGCAUCACCGCGCAGGUUCAUGCCUCUGUAGCAUCGUCCCUGCACAACCUCCGACACAGCGACGAGGGGGGAGACAAACCUAAUUAUCUCGACUGUUUGGUCCUCCACUCGCCCUUCCCAACCACCGCGCAGACGUUGGAGGCAUGGCAGGCCAUGGAGAGUCAUGUCCCCCUCGAGGUACGCACCUUGGGCCUCUCCAACUGCGAUGAUGUACACGUGCUCCACGCCUUGUGGGAGGCUGCAACUGUCAAGCCAUCGGUGCUGCAGAACAGGUUCUACCCAGGAUCGGGCUAUGACGGCAGCGUUAGACACUUCUGCCAGAGCAAGGGGAUCGUGUAUCAGAGCUUUUGGACGCUCACCGCGAAUCCGCACCUCCUCCACUCGUCACCUGUCGCUGCCGUGGGAGCUCUCGCCCAAGUUAGCAACGAGGUCGCCCUCUACAGUUUAGUGCUGGGUCUCGGACACGUCCAGGUCUUGUGUGGCACCACGAAUCCAGAUCGUAUGCAAGAGGAUCUGACAGGCAUUACGAAGGUGCAGUCGUGGAGUGCUGCCCACGCGGAGCAAUGGAACCACGCUGUGCUCUCGUUUGACUCGUUGCUGAAGUAG